AUGGCAGCGUCGAGGAGACCACAACAUGCACUCUACGCAGUUGUAGUUUUUCUCGUUGAUGUAAUUUUCUUCUAUCCUUGUCUUCUCCUUCUGGCUCGCCUGUUGCAGGUUACUCCGGUGCUCUCCUUCCUCUGCAUCCCCCCCCCGCUUUCCUCUUGGCCAGCGUGUUCGUUUCACCCUGGAGGCGGGGCGAGGACAGCCCUAACAGCAGGCACCUGCUCAGUGCGGCUCCCCGGUGCCAGUUCACACUCGGUGGCACCGUUCCGCAUGGCGCUUGCUGCCGUGGUGAAUGACGGGCCUGUUUUCCACCAUCACCACCAGAAGUUGGAGAGGGAGGUGGUCCUCCUCGUCCUCCUCCUCCUCCGCCUCCACCUCCUCCUCCUCCUCUUCGUCCUCCUCCUCCUCCUCCUCCUCCUCCUCCUCCUCCUUCCCCCCUCCAACUUAUGGUGGUGGUGGUGGAAGACAGGCCCAUCAGUGAACGCAAUAGAGAUUCGGGGGCGGACAGAGCCCCCAACAGUGGCACGUCGAUUAGUGGAUUGUCCGUGUUCGGUUCUCGGGACGGCGCCGUGA
This is a messenger RNA of Prorocentrum cordatum, 570 nucleotides long. The record is from the annotation of a GenBank genome assembly. Lineage: Eukaryota; Dinophyceae; Prorocentrales; Prorocentraceae.